CGAGCUGGGGGGGCCUGCUGGAAAUGCGGUGCUGGAGCUGAGCCCAGCGCCCCAGGGCUCUCCCCAGCGCUGGGGAGCAGGACUGGCCCCAACACCCCAGGGUCUGCAGCCCUCCCUGCGCUGUUCCAGCUCCCCCAAGUUCCCCCACCCCCUGAGAGUGUCCAGAGACCGGGACAGCUCAGAAAGUGCCUCCUCUGAGCGGCCCUGCUUCUCUCGCGUGUGUCCUUCGCCAGUGGCAGCGUGCGGGGGCGGCUGGGUGACUCUGUGCAGGAGACGGGGCAGCGCCUGGGGCACAGCACUGGGCUCAGCUUGCGCAAGGCACGAGGGGUCUCACCCCUUCCUGUGAGGCGCUGGCGCUCUCAGAGAGGAGAGAGCAGGCGAGGUCUGGCAGCCCCGCACUGCCUGGGGCCAGCCCUUCAGCUGGGGGGGGAAGGCAUCUGUACUGGGCCCAGGUGAGGUGCUUCGGGGCAGGGGGUGCAGUUUGAGGCCAGUCGCCUGGACACUUUUCCAUUAAGAGCUUGAAAAGAAAAUCCUCUUCCCUGGCUUCUCGUCCGCCCCCUCCCAGCCCCAGCACUGGGGCACGCGGGCAGGGGGAGAGAGCAGCUAAGGGUAUUUCGGCUCUCAUUCGAUCUCUGCCAACCUGGGCAGGUGCCUUGCUGGGUGGAUUUGUUGCCUGCAGCCACAGCCCUUGGACUCAAGAGACUUUAGGGCCGUGAUCAUCUUGGCUGAUCUCCUACACAUGGCAGGCCACAGAACCUCACCCCCCUACUCCUGUGAUAGGCCCAGAGCCUCUGGCUGAGUCACUGACAUCCUCAAAUCAUGGUUUAAAGACUUCACAUGACAGAGACUCCACCAUUCACACAAGUUCAAACCAGCAAGUGACCUGGGCCCCAGGCGAACCCCCCACCACCCAGGGUCUCUGCUAAUCUGAGCUGGGGGAAAUUCCUUCCCCGCCCUAAAUCCAGAGAUCAGUUACUGGCCGCAGGCGGGAUGGCAGCGCUGUGGAGGUCGUACCAGCGGCUCAUGGCCCAGCACCCCUGGAAAGUGCAGAUCCUCACAGCUGGGUCCCUGGUGGGAGUCGGAGACGUGAUCUCUCAGCAGCUGGUGGAAAGAAGGGGCCUGAGUGGGCACCGCAGUGGCAGGACGCUGAAGAUGAUGGCCAUUGGCUUCUGCUUUGUGGGCCCUGUGGUGGGAGGCUGGUACCAGCUCCUGGAUCGACUUCUCCCGGGAACCACCAAGAUGGUGGCGUUGAAGAAGAUGGCGCUGGAUCAGGGGGGGUUUGCACCUUGCUUCCUGGGCUGUUUCUUGGCCAUCGCCGGGGCACUCAACGGCCUGUCCGCCGAGGAGAACUGGGCCAAGAUCCGACGGGAUUACCCGGACGCGCUGCUCACCAACUAUUACCUCUGGCCAGCUGUGCAGAUUGCCAACUUCUACUUCAUCCCCCUGAACCACAGGCUGGCUGUCGUGCAGGUGGUGGCUGUCGUCUGGAAUUCCUACCUGUCCUGGAAGGCGAACCAGCUGUGAGGCCAUGGGGCCGGCACCCCUCCCAUCCCCCCACCCAGCCUUCCCCCCAUGCCGCACCCUCCUCUGUGACUGCCAUAGUGAAUGGCCAUGGAGACAGCCCCCAUUCUCUUCCCCCCAAUGCCACACAUUCCCCUGUGACUGCCAUAGAGAAUGGCUGUGGGGCUGGCCCCCCUUCCUGUGCCCCCACCCAGCUACAGGGCCCCCCCAUCCACCCCCUCUGUGACUGCCAUAGAGAAUGGCCGUGGGGCCGGCCCCCCCUUCCUGUGCCCCCCACCCAGCUACAGGGCCCCCCAUGCCACCCCCUCUGCGACUGCCAUAGUGAAUGGCCAUGGAGACCGCCCCCAGUCUCGUCCCCCCCAGGCCACACAUUCCCCUGUGACUGCCAUAGAGAAUGGCUGUGGGGCUGGCCCCCCCUUCCUGUGCCCCCCACCCAGCCACAGGGCCCCCCAUGCCACCCCCUCUGUGACUGCCAUAGAGAAUGGCUAUGGGGCUGGCCCCUUCCUGU
This is a messenger RNA of Mauremys reevesii (Reeves's turtle), 2029 nucleotides long. It is a transcript of the gene MPV17, whose product is annotated as mitochondrial inner membrane protein MPV17. The record is from RefSeq and is a predicted model, not a curated record. Gene Ontology annotation, cellular component: cytoplasm; membrane. Lineage: Eukaryota; Metazoa; Chordata; Testudines; Geoemydidae. The transcript has 8 exons. Bases 991 to 1524 code for a protein of 177 amino acids.